Messenger RNA from Homalodisca vitripennis (glassy-winged sharpshooter), 1092 nucleotides. RefSeq lists its product as uncharacterized. Lineage: Eukaryota; Metazoa; Arthropoda; Insecta; Hemiptera; Cicadellidae. Bases 1 to 1092 code for a protein of 363 amino acids. The transcript has a single exon. The record is from RefSeq and is a predicted model, not a curated record.
AUGAAAACUAAUAAGUUUAGCAUUUUAGUUGAUGAAUAUACAGAUAGAUUUGAUGAGAAACACCUAGCAGUAGUUGCCAGGACUUGCACUGGCAUUUAUGAAGUCCUUGAUGAAUUUUUGUGCCUUUUAAAUGUAGUAGAUGGAACUGCAAUUGGCCUUUACAACUUACUAACAGACUUUUUUAAACAACAUAAUAUUCCCUUCAAAGAAAACAUGGUAGGAUUUGCGGCAGAUGGCACAAAUACAAUGAUGGGAGUUAAAAAUUCAUUGCAGGCUCAUUUGAAAAAUGACAUUCCAAAUCUUUUUGUAAUGAAGUGCAUUUGUCAUUCCCUAGCUCUCUGUGCAUCUUAUGCCUGUGAGAAAUUGCCGAAUGAUGUUGAAGAAUUAGUAAGAAACAUAUAUUCUUAUUUUAAGUAUAGUUCUAAGCGCCAACAAAAAUUUAAAGACUUCCAAAGAUUUGUUGAGGUUAAGCCUCAUAAAUUGUUAAAACCCAGCCAGACUCGCUGGCUUUCUCUUCAUGCAUGUGUAAAAAGAAUACUGGAACAAUAUUCAGCUCUCCAUUUGUAUUUCCAAGGUGAAUGUUUGAUAGACAACUCUGCCAAAACUAUUUAUGAGAAACUAACACCAAUAAACAAACUCUAUUUCCAGUUUCUAGACCACAUUUUACCUAUUUUGACUGAUAUGAACAUAGAGUUUCAGUCUGAAAAGCCUAAAGUGCAUUAUCUUUACAACAAAAUUGAAACUGCUUACAAAACAAUUUUGGACUAUUACAUUGAACCAAAAUAUUUCACGUCUAAAGAUGUAACUGAAUUGCAAUACAGAAAUCCUUUUUAUUACAAUGACAUUGACAAGGUGUACUUUGGCCCCCAGUGUGCAGCUUCAAUUAACAAGCCAGGUGUAGGACUUCUAGAAGAUCAGAUAAAAAGUUUUAAAAUUAACUGUUUAAAUUUUUAUGUUGAAUGUGCACAUCAAAUUUAUACACGGUUUCCAUUUAAGAGCAGUUAUAUACAAUCUCUAAAGGAACUCAUGUUUUUGGAUCCUGAAAAAAAAAAAAGAGGUCCAGUCCUUGUCUACCACAGCAAAAGCUUUUGA